This is a messenger RNA of Danio rerio (zebrafish), 2269 nucleotides long. RefSeq names its product RAB18A, member RAS oncogene family (gene rab18a). The record is from RefSeq and is marked provisional. NCBI's taxonomy places the organism in Eukaryota, Metazoa, Chordata, Actinopteri, Cypriniformes, Danionidae. Gene Ontology annotation, cellular component: Golgi apparatus; lipid droplet. Gene Ontology annotation, molecular function: GTPase activity; G protein activity; GTP binding.
AACGUUUAGCCCUCGGAUGAUUUUUUCUCCUUUCUAUUUGAUUUGUAUUUACACCGUCAGUGUUUUUGCUCAUAGAGGCAUUUUCCGGUGAAAAUGAAUGAUGAUAUAUUGACCACUCUGAAAAUACUGAUCAUUGGCGAAAGUGGAGUAGGCAAAUCCAGUCUUCUUUUGAGAUUUACUGAUGAUACAUUUGAUGCAGAAAUUGGUGCAACAAUAGGUGUGGAUUUCAAGGUGAAAACGCUGGCUGUAGAUGGAAACCGAGCAAAACUAGCAAUCUGGGAUACAGCAGGUCAAGAACGUUUUCGGACUUUAACACCCAGUUACUACAGAGGAGCUCAGGGUGUCAUUCUGGUGUAUGAUGUCUCUAGGCGAGAGACAUUUGCUAAGCUGGAUAAUUGGUUGAGUGAGCUGGAGACGUACUGUACAAGAAAUGAUCUUGUCAAGAUGCUAGUGGGAAACAAAAUCGAUAAGGAUGAUCGUGAGAUUGAGCGAGAGGAGGGCCUGAAGUUCGCAAGAAAACACUCCAUGCUUUUCAUAGAGUCCAGUGCUAAAACAAGGGAUGGUGUCCAGUGUGCCUUUGAGGAGCUGGUGGAGAAAAUCCUGCAGACUCCAGGCUUGUGGGAGAGUAUGCAUAAGUCAAGAGGAGUUGCCCUGUCUGAACUCUCUGAAAGUAGUCAAGGAGGCUGCGGGGCGUACUGCUCACUUCUCUAACACGCACACUGGUGUUUAGACAGUGCAGGUUAGAUUAGUUAACCCAUACAAAGGAUACAUAUGCCUUUUUGGUAAGUGUAUCCCCGCGAGCACACAAACAAAACUUUCAUAAGUAUUAAUCAUUUAACAGAGCUGACAAAAACAAAGAAGAUGGCUGGAAAUAGAUAAGCUUUUCUUGUGUUAAAAUUCAUUUGACGAUUUUUAUCGAAGGCAUGCUGAUCAUUUGUAUUCAGGAGGGGGAUAAAAAAAAAAAAAAAAACUUGAUUACUCCAUAAUACCUCAGAUCAGUUUGCUUCUCGGUUUGUAUAUUGCUCGUAAUGUUUUACUUUGUUUUGUCCCAGUGCCUGUGUUUCUUAUUUAGGAAGAGGUAAACACUCAUCAGUCUAACUCGACCUUUCAAACUGCUGGAAUGAGCUCUCAGUAGAACACAGAUUUCCAUCAACAUGCCCUCUCUUGAUGUCUGCAACGUGCGGAACUCCGUUCUUUCUUUAUCUGUCCAUCUUUGGAUCCCAUUUUUUCCCUACUGUCAGUCACUUGUUAACUUUAGUUCCUCCCUCUCUCUCACUACAUGUAUCUGUCUUCAAUUCACUUCCACCAUUCCCUCUGUUUCUCCACUGAAUAAUAGAGUUAGCAAGCGUUUGGAUCUGUGUUUUACUGCUUUUAUUGACUUGGGCCGCCCACUUCAAAACAUGUUUUUGAAGGGUUUAUAAAUCAAACAUAUUGGCGCAAUGAAUCUCUCUUUUGUACAUAUAAACAGAGGGUAAAACUGGCUAAAAAUAAAACUUGCCUUCAGACUUAUGGACAGUGUAACAUGUCUGUCCAUCAUAGAGAAGAAAAAAAAAAGAUCCUCACAGUGUGACUAUAGAUGGUUUUUACGCACAGAGAAAUGGAACAAAAGAACACAUUUAGAAAUAAUAAAUGUUCAUCCCAAAAAUGCACGGCACUUAAUGGCGAUGCCAAAUGAAUAUUUCCAUUCUCCCGGUUUAAUCUGGACUAUUUGAUCUGGACUAUUUAGUCUGUUCUGUUUGCUUUAGAGAAACAUCCAGGGGGUCCCAGAUGUCGAGUCUUGUAUUCAUUGCUUAAAAACUGGGUGGUAAAGUCCUUUCGAGAGCCAACUUCAGUUAUAGCAGUUUUAGAAAGUGUGUGGCACAUGUGGAAGGAAACGCAGGGUUUGAAUGCACACCCACAGAAAAGUCCUCAUUUUUGCAUUCCUUUUUACUUGUUUUGAUAUUUGCUGAUAAUUAGAAGCUGAUUUAUGUAUUGGGUGGUUUCAAGUUGCAUGCAAUAUGUCUUAUGUGCAUUUUUAGGGCAGUUAUAUAGUAUCUAAUUGUAUAUUUUUUUCACUAUUCAUCAUCAUAUAAUUCUAUAUGAGAGUUAAUUGCCAUUGAUUGAAGGACUUUUGGUUUAGGUUCUUCACUGUUUUAUGGAUAUUUAUGUCCAAACCUUAUGAGUAUAAUACACAAGAAUGAGUUUACGCAAUAUUGCCUACUGUUAUUGCACAUUAAUUACUCUAUGUAAAUAUUUGCUUAUGAUGGUCAUAAAUAUAUUGUAAUGUUGA